Messenger RNA from Ambispora leptoticha, 483 nucleotides. NCBI's taxonomy places the organism in Eukaryota, Fungi, Glomeromycota, Glomeromycetes, Archaeosporales, Ambisporaceae. The record is from the annotation of a GenBank genome assembly.
AUGGGAAUUUCGCUUGUAACGGUAUCCUUUGUCUUCUUGUUUUCCUCUUCAACUGGAGCUCCAGCACAAACCUUCAGAAAACGUGCACCAUGGCCACAGCUUGUAGCACGCGCUAGUUAUAGACUAUCAGACACUUCUCUUUUCGGCGAGUUCACUUUUAGUCAACUCCCAGAGCAAAUCACUCGUCUUCUCGGGCAAAUCAACGUCGGAUUCGAUAGUACAGAUGCAACCGUCUAUAAAUUCUUAAUUACUGCCAAUCAAGAUGGAACUAAUGUAAUCAGGAUUUUGAAUCCAAAAUUCACUGUUAAUGCGCCACCAGGAGGCUCUUCUGCUAUCCAAUUGGACAUCCCAGAUAUCGCACUUCAACCUAAUUUAACUAUUUUUAAUGCUACGAGUGUCGCGACGGAUGUUCAUAACCAAUUCCUUAGCAUUUUUAAUAGAGAUACUUUGUUGGGUAGUGCUCAAAUUCUUAUUGUACCAUAA